CAAAGAAACGGACAUGGUGAGCUCACCAGUGUGGGUUUGCAAUUGACAUGCCCCGCAUCCCAGAGCUGUCAACUGUUAUGAAACCUCCACUGAAGUUCAGUUAUCGUCUCCAUCCAUUCCAGAAUCCCCAAUUCCAUUCGUUCCCUUCCAACGAAAGAACGCAGCAAUAACCAGACAUCACCACCCUUUGCUUCUUCGCUUACUUGCGCCAACAUCGACUCAAGACACCGCGGAUCAGACGUUUCAAACUCACAAGCGACCGCCCCAGAAUGAGCGACCAAGAACCCAGGUCUCUCAAGGCCACCUUCGCCGCCGCCGAAGAGAAACGCCUCUCGCUCGAGAACUCACCACCCAGCCCGGCCGACUACGCCGACACCGUUUCCGCCGCCAUCAAGCUUUACCAAUCCUGCCUCUCCCAGAUCAGCCUUCUGUCCCUCUUCAGCUCCAACGAAGGACUCGAAGACCUCAAUACCAACGACCUCCCCUACCUGCUCGUCAACUACCACCUCGCCGAGCUCAUCCAAAAGAUUCCCUCGCCUACACCCUCGCCCGCCGAACGAAAACACAUCCUUGCCCAGGCCCGCGAAGCCUACGAGCGCUACCUCCAUCUGCUCGAUAGCUACGAAGGUCUGCUGAACCCAACCUACAAGAAGCUUCUCGAGCGCUACACCGACAGCCCAACCGACUUCAGCGUCGUCUCGUCCGCCUCGGACCCCAACGCCCGUCGCAACGCCAAGAUCGCCAACUUCAAAGCCGAGAAGGAGCUGCGCCAGAAACUCGCCUACCUCCGACAACGGCCCGAGUAUGCCGCCGCCGAUCUUGAGCUAGACGAUGACGAGUCAAUAAGCCAGAGCAGAGGAGGGGGAGGAGGGGGAGGAAGCACAGGCGACGAAGAACUUGUCCGCUCCGUCCACCUCGCCCACCUUGACCUGUGCACACAUCUGACCUUCCAAGCGCUCGAGAGCCUCAACCGUGAGCUGGAGGUGCUCAACAUGGCUCCACGCGAGCCUGCCUCGCUGCCAUCCGCGCAACUACGAAACAACCAGGCAGGCAAUGACGGGGGCGCGCAGGACGACCUACGGCGGCGACAAGGAGGUGGCGCAGCGGAUCGCGACUAUAGCGACAGACUCGAUAUGCCGUUUAGCCGGUUGCAGGGCAUACUGGGUGGGAGCGGGCCGAUUUUGUCCAAGGAGGGCAGGCCACUGCGACCGUUUACGCUGACGGGGACGAGACAGGAGAUUGCCAAGGGGGUGUUUAGGCCGGGUCAUAAUUUGCCGACCAUGUCGAUUGAUGAGUACUUGGAGGAGGAAAGGAGACGGGGCGGGAUCAUUGAGGGAGGUGGAGAGGCGAGUUGGAAGGCUGGGGAGAAGGAUCCGAAUGACGAGGAUGACUAUGAGAAGUUGGAUGCGGAGACAAUGAAGGCAAGGGCGUGGGAUGAGUUUGUGGAGGCGAAUCCGAAGGGUAGUGGGAAUACGUUAAACAGGGGGUGAUGGGCCUUGGAAUAGAUUGCGAACGUGUUGUGGACGAGGGGGUAUGCUAUGGGCCAAAUUGAUACCAAAACAUUGACAUAGAAGUCAAAGUCGAAAAAUGAUAAUCGCUGAUGUUUGAUGGUCUACACCAGG
Messenger RNA from Neurospora crassa OR74A, 1622 nucleotides. RefSeq names its product TOR signaling pathway regulator. The record is from RefSeq and is a predicted model, not a curated record. The transcript has a single exon. NCBI's taxonomy places the organism in Eukaryota, Fungi, Ascomycota, Sordariomycetes, Sordariales, Sordariaceae. Gene Ontology annotation, biological process: regulation of signal transduction; regulation of dephosphorylation. Gene Ontology annotation, molecular function: protein phosphatase 2A binding. Gene Ontology annotation, cellular component: cytosol. Bases 270 to 1490 code for a protein of 406 amino acids.